AUCCGCCGGAGCCGCGCCUGUGCUCACCAUGUCGGCGAAGCAACAGAGACCUUCCGUCCUGGUCACGGACGCGCGAGAGAGGGCCGACCAGCGGCGAGCACCACGGCGCCCUGGCACGUCAUCCGGCGCCCCUGGACGGACACCGAUGCGGUUCAUGACGGUCGACAACAUCCUCCAGCACGAUUCCCAGAUCCCCUCGGGCCAGCCUCGCGGUCCGCCUGCUCCAGCACAAAGGCCGCAUACUUCCGGUGGGCUUCCUCCAGGCGCUCGGCGCGUAUCAGCUGGCGGCCUGCCGAAUCUUCCAUCUCGCACCGGCAAACCGAUGCCUUCGCGAACCACCAAGAUCAGCGAGAAACUUGUUCUACUCCCCGUAGCCGAAAACGAGGACGUAGAGGAACUCGAGGGCGAGGUAGCAACAAACCUGCACUUGCAGGACGAAGGCGGCCGGCCGCUAAGGGACGAGGAGCUGGAUGUGCUUCGGAAAAGGGGCGGUAUCCGCGGCAAGAGUUAUGCGGAACGACUGCCCAAGGCUCAGCGGACGGACAAGGUCAGCCGAUUAACUGCAUACUGCACGGCACAGGCGUUUAAGACGAAGGAGGCGGCGGAAUUUCUGAGGAAGAAGCACGAGGCCAAGACCAAGCUCUACGACGAUUGUCUUUACGCCAUCUAUGCUCUGCCGCUAAUGAACGGGAUCGAGGGCUACCGAGUACGUAGUCGACCGAUACUGAAGACGCCCGGGACGGGGAAAACCGUGCUGGACCUGGAAAUCGAACGUAGCGAGCAGCGAGAUCACCACUUGGGCUACUUUGAUCACAACUCGUUCAGCUCGGGCAAUGAGGACUCUGGAGAGAGCCAGAGAAGGGCGUCUGCCUUUGCAGAUCCUUCUUCACUGCCCGAAGACGGCCUGUUGUCUCCAAGGGAUUCUGAUCCUGCCGCCGACGACGGCCUUUCCUCCCAGAUGAACCGUCUUGCGCCGGACGCCAAACACUUUGCAGAAAUGUUCGUCUUUUCGUACGGAGUUGUUGUCUUUUGGAACUUUACGGAGCACCAGGAAAAGGAUAUCCUCGCAGACUUUACAUUUGCCGACGCCGAAGACGGCGUCAGUCUGCUCUCCGGGCCUCUGGAUCAGGGCGACUACGAGACGGAGGAGUUCCACUUUGAAUACAGCCGCGAUGUGCAGCGCCCGCGAAUCUUCAACGACAUGAUCACGCUGCUGCCUCGGUCCGACCACAUGAUCAAGCUAGCCAUUAGCCACGCAAUUGCGCAGAGCACCAAGCUGUGCUUUUUCGAGGAGAGAAUGAGCGAGACGAUGCUGGAUGCGCAGCAUGUCCCCAAGACGCUGGCCUUGACGGGGGAGCUGGGCAUGACACGACCUGAGAUUGUCAAGAUCAUGGGCCGACUAUUUAAGAACCGCGUGGAUAUAAAUCUAUCAUCGAAUAUCCUCGACGUGCCCAACUUCUUCUGGGACUCUGAGCCUACACUGCAUCCAUUAUACGAAGCGAUCCGCGAGUACCUCGAGAUUGACCUCCGCAUCAAAGUCCUCAACGAGCGCUGCCGCGUGUUCCUGGACCUCGCCGAGAUUCUCUCCGACUCGGACGCCGAUGCCAAGAUGAGCUACAUAACAUGGAUUAUCAUCGCGCUCAUCGUCCUCAGCAUCCUCGUCACUGUCACGGAGGUGGGCCUCCGCUUUGGCAUGCUCCAGAAGAACAAGCAAAACGACUCACCGCUGACGCAAUCUGCGAGCGGGUCGAUGACGCACCCUGCCCUGGCCUCGAGCGAUCUCGAGAUGCUUGCCCGCGCUCUGGGCUUGGAGGAGACUGCUUCAGUCGAGGACGUCAGGCGCGGCAUAUGGCAUCUGAGACAGGCAAGCAUCUCAGGAUUGCGGUAUGACGGGCAAAUGGAAGAGGUGGAUUGA
Trichoderma citrinoviride is the source of this 1915-nucleotide messenger RNA. Its product is annotated as DUF155-domain-containing protein. NCBI's taxonomy places the organism in Eukaryota, Fungi, Ascomycota, Sordariomycetes, Hypocreales, Hypocreaceae. Bases 29 to 1915 code for a protein of 628 amino acids. The record is from RefSeq and is a predicted model, not a curated record. The transcript is spliced from 4 exons.